Messenger RNA from Theobroma cacao (cacao), 1332 nucleotides. Lineage: Eukaryota; Viridiplantae; Streptophyta; Magnoliopsida; Malvales; Malvaceae. The record is from RefSeq and is a predicted model, not a curated record.
AUGAUUACCGGAUGUAGGGGAGCUGCUCUAGCAGGAAAUAUCGAGGCACUCUAUACAUCCAUUCAAGAAGAUGGAGAUGUUUUGAAGCGCAUUGAUGAGGUGGAGUUUGUUGACACUCCCUUACACAUAGCUGCAGCCGCAGGGCACACCGAUUUUGUGAUGGAGAUGAUGAACUUAAAGCCAUCAUUUGCUAAGAAGUUGAACCAACGUGGCUUUAGCUCCCUUCACCUGGCCUUGCAAAACGGGCAUAAAGAGACGGUGCUUCGUCUCCUGGAAAUUAAUAAAGAUCUUGUUCGUGUUAAAGGGAAGGAGGGCUACACUCCUUUGCAUUAUGUAACUAGAGAAGGAAACCUUGAUCUUUUGGCCAAAUUUUUGGAGGAUUGUCCUGAAUGCAUCUUUGACGUGACAAUUCACAACCAGACUGCUUUUCACAUUGCUGUUGAAAACGAUAGAUUAGCUGCUCUUCAUGUCUUAUCCAAGAUGCUGCAGAAGACUGAUUGUUGUCAAGGCGUGGUAAACCGGAAAGAUAAGGAUGGCAACACUGCCUUGCAGAGAGCUGCAGCCAAGAAUUACCCCCAGGUCAUCAAUUCUCAUUUACCCGCUCUAAUUAAUUUUACUUUUGCAUGCAAGGCUGAUAAAAAUGCGACCAAUCAAGCUGGUUUAACCGCUCUGGAUGUUGCGCGGGACCAGGUUAACAACCGAGAGAGCAUUAAUAUACUUGGAGUUUGUUCAUUUGCUGGAGUUUCAACUUUAUAUGAGUUGUGGCAACCGAUCGUCAACUUUUUAACAAUGGCAUCAACGGAGAUUUUUCAGGAUAUAGAUAGCAUAUCAAGCGAGGACCGCAACGCUUUAUUAGUAAUAUUAGGACUGCUACUAACAGCCACCUACCAAGCAAUUCUUAGCCCGCCUGGUGGCGUUUGGCAGGGUGAAGUUUCCGAAACUCGUUUAAGCCCGCCUAGUGGAGCUCCAACCUCCACUCCCACUCCCACUCCAACCCAUUCUACAAAAAGUAGAAAUAUGGUAGGAAGAUCACUCUUGGGUCCAAAUGAAUUUCUUGCUUUCUAUCUUACAAUCUGUGCAGUCUUUAUAGUAGCGUUUUGCUUAACAUUGGGCCUCCUUAAACCUUUUCCCCGAGGUUUCAAGACUGCUCUUCAGGAUAUGAUAUAUCUCUCAACCCUCAAGCCCACCUUCAAAUUUAGGAUGACAGAUAUCAGACAUGAAGAACAAAUAAGUCCAGAAGAAAUCAUAAAUGGCAGAAUAUCAAGAGAAGAAGGAACUGAAGUUGGAAGCAACAAGGAGAGAAAUCGUGCCUCAAAGGAACACAAGCCAUAG